Messenger RNA from Vollenhovia emeryi, 11100 nucleotides. RefSeq names its product vacuolar protein sorting-associated protein 13C (gene Vps13). Lineage: Eukaryota; Metazoa; Arthropoda; Insecta; Hymenoptera; Formicidae. The record is from RefSeq and is a predicted model, not a curated record. Bases 35 to 9931 code for a protein of 3298 amino acids. Gene Ontology annotation, biological process: protein retention in Golgi apparatus; protein targeting to vacuole. Gene Ontology annotation, cellular component: extrinsic component of membrane. The transcript has 35 exons.
AUUGAGAAGAAACGAGAAGGAAACAGACAGCAAAAUGGUCUUUGAGUCAAUCGUUGCCGAACUCCUCAACAAGGUGAUUGGUGAAUAUAUUGAGAACUUGGACUAUACGCAGCUUAAAGUCAGCCUCUGGGGAGGUGAUCUCGUGUUAAAUGACUUGUUAAUAAAAGAGUCCGCAUUGGAUGUGUUGGAUCUGCCAGUGAGAUUGGAAUAUGGCCGCUUAGGGAAAUUAAUACUCAAGAUUCCAUUCAAAGAUAUGUGGAAUGGUCAGAUCGAUGCGAUAGUAGAGGAGCUGUUUAUACUGGUGGUACCUACGAGUCAAGUUUCGUACAAUGAAGAGAAGGAGACGAAAGCGCGGUUGGAAGCUAAACGAGCGGAGCUCGAGAGGGUGGAAAAGAGGAAACAGUUGGCGGACAUAAAAUCGCAAGAGAAACUGGACGAUUCGAUGGUUGAGAAGCUGAUCGCUCGCAUGAUCAAGAACAUUCAUGUGGAGAUCAAGAGGAUUCACGUGCGGUACGAGGAUCAUGUCACCUUCAAAGAACAUCCGUUUUCCGUUGGCUUUACCCUCAAUACCUUUGUCCUCGAGAGCUGUACAGGCUCCUGGGAGACCACUGGCAAUCUCAAGGACAUGUAUGCCAUUCCGCAGAUCUUCAAACUGUGCGGUCUGGACGGGCUGGCCGUCUACCUCAAUACAAGCGUGGAGCAGUAUAGCAAGAGCUCGCAGUCCACGUAUUCCACUCUUUUUUGUAGUGGCAUCGCAACUAUGGACUACACUCCAACGGGCUACCGAUAUCUCCUAGGACCGAUCAAUGUCAAGGCCAAGCUCAAACUCAAUCCCAAGCCCGAAUCUGAUGGUAGCAACUACACUAUCCCCAAGGUAUGGCUCGACCUGGAGAUGCAGAAAUUACGGAUUGGCCUAACGAAGCGCCAAUAUCAGACCUUGGUGCGGCUGGGAGAGGGCCUAGAUCAGGCGAGGAAAGCCGCGCCGUAUCGGAAAUACCGACCAAAUCUGACAUCGUAUCGCGGCCACUACAAGGAGUGGUGGCAUUUCGCGUACACCUGCGUCCUCGAGGAGACGGUGCGACGGUGUCGUCGUAACUGGGACUGGAACCACAUGAAGCAGCACCGUGACACUUGCCGCGCCUACGCCGAGGCCUAUCAGACAAAGCUGACGACCAAGAAGUUGGCAAAGGAGAUUGAUGAACGGCUGACGGACUGUGAAACGACAUUGGACAUUUUCAACCUGGUGAUUAUUCGACAGCAAAUCGAAAUGGAAGUGGAGAGGCUAGCAGAGCGAGAGAAGAGCCUGAAAGCGAAGCGAGGUUGGUUCGGUUUUCUGUGGACCAGUUCGCAGGCUGAGGAGACCAAGGAUCUCAAUUCGGCUGCAGCCAUCAUGCGCAGAUUCGAAGAAGCGAUGACGCCGCAGGAGAAGGAGAAGCUCUAUCGGGCAAUCGAUUAUCAAGAGAAUAGCGCACCCGCGCACUAUCCAGAGACGUACGAAAUAAUUGACACACGUUUCCUUCUGCACGGUCUGCAAAUCACUCUGCUGGACACAGACAAGGAGCACCCAUGCGUCUUGGACUUGCAGCUACACGGCGUACGGACGGGCUUCAAGUCGCGGCCGUCUGCGAAUGCGAUCCUCGUCAGUGCCUCUAUUAGCGACAUGAAACUGCUGGGCGUGACGCAGAAUGCUCGCGUGCCUUCGCUCUUCAAUCCGGAACACGGCAGCUCUGAUAGCGCCCUGCUGUCGGUCUCCUACGAGAAGAAUCCGAUCGAUAAGCUGUGCGGUGAUCGUGUAAUUGUCAAGUCUCGAUCCGUCGACAUCAUCUACGAUGCGCAAACCAUUGUAGAACUGAUCGACAUGUUUAAGGUGCAAGACUCUUCAACGUUGAAUCAGCUGCAAACAGCCGCGGCAGAACGGUUGGAGGGCUUGAAGGAAAUGUCGGCGCUCGGGCUGGAAUAUGCUAUAGAAAAACAUUCGGUGUUGGACAUACAAGUGGAUAUGCAGGCGUCGCAACUUAUCGUACCGCACGGCGGUCUCUACGAUGACUCGAAGGCGUUAAUCGUCGUGAAUCUAGGUAGUCUAAAGAUGCAUUCCCUGGAGAAGGGCAAGAGCGACAUGGCUGGCGUUAGCGUUAAACAACUGGUUAGCAUAGGCAAGAGCGAAGAGGAAGUGUUGCUGCAUCUGAGGGAGCACAGCUACGACAAAUUCGUUUUGAAGAUAGUCAACUUUCAAGUGCUGGUCUCGCUGCCGAAUGAAGAGUGGCGAUCAGCUUUGGCAAGUACCGAGAGUUCCCUGACAUUGCUCCAUCCAACUACUUUGGAAGUUCAGUUCCACAAGUGUCUGGUGACGGACGAUCCUUUGUUGCCAAAACUACGGCUUCUUGGUCACCUGCCGUCAGUUGCCGUCAACAUAACGGAUGUUCGACUACUGCAGGCACUCUCGAUCGCGCAGAGCAUCUCCCUACCCGAGGAGGAAAAACCAGCGGAAUUGCAGCGUAUCUCUCUCUCCAAAUCCAUUUCGCAGUUAUCGCUGAAGGAGCUCGGCAGCACGAUAUCGAGCAUCGCCGACAAGAGAAAACAGCAACAGGAAACCGCUGCCGUGUCGAUGAAGCAGACUACUGACUUGGAGAUGAAAUUCGAGAUGAAGGAAUUUAAGCUGUCAGUGUCCAGACAACGAGACGACGACGGCGAGUCAUCGGAAUUCAUCAGAUUCCAGGUGCUGCAGCUGGAGGCGGAACUGCUGCAGCGUACAUACGAUCAGGUGGUGCAGCUGCGACUGGGCGGCGUGCAGAUCCGGCAGCUCUACGAAAAUCAGGACAUCUUCAUGGUUAACACGCCGAUGUCGGCCGGCAGGGACGAGUAUUUGGUCGUCGUGCAAUAUGUCAACGUGAACAAACGCUCGCCAGAAUUUGCCACGCGCCACGGUUCUGUCGUGAAGCUGCUUCGACUAGAGUUCACCUCGCUAGACACGCUGUUACAUCAAGAAGCGCUUAUCGAGCUGCUACGAUUCAGUACAUACAUUCAGGACCGAAUGAGCUCGCUCGAAGGUGCUCGGAAGAAGGAGGUCGAGCGCCCUCGGCCGAUCCGUUUGACCUCCAUCCAGGAAGAGAGUUCCGGUUUCUUCAAGGAGCAGCUACAGAAGCAACGAUUAAGACCCCCUGGGCGACGCAGGAAACAAACCGUUGAAUGCAUCGAUCUAAAGGUGAAUGCCAAGAUCGGCUCGAUCAAUCUAAAGAUUUCGAGCGCCGCCCGGGACAUUACCGCGCUCUACGUUGAGCGUAUCAGCGUCAACUUUCUCAGCAAGUCUUCGUAUUCGCAAGUGAACGCCGAUCUCGCCUCCAUCAGCAUCAAGGAUCUCAAUCCUGCUUCCGUGUACAAGGACAUCGUGGCUGUGGAAGGAUCUACCGAGUCUUUGCAAAUCCAAACGGUGAUAUACAACAUCGAGCACUGGGAAAUGGACAAGAACCACAUGUCCGUCAAGGUUACGAUGGGCUGCCAUCGCAUUGUCUUCCUGAAUGCUUUCGUUGCCAGCUUUAUGAAUUUCCUCAACAACUUCCAAGCGGCGCAGAAAGCUAUCAAAGACGCGUCGGCGGCAGCGGCGGAAGCCGCAAAGACAAACAUCAAGGAUGUUCAGGAGAGUGCUUCGCGCAUCGAGCUGAGUAUCAGGAUCAAGGCGCCCGUCAUAUACGUGCCGAUGAAUUCCAAGAACGAGCACAGCUUGAUGCUAGACAUGGGUAAUCUCGUGAUACGUAACGUCUUCAAGAAGCUGGACGUGACGAACGAGGAGACCAACGAGUGUCCCGUGGUAGAUGAAAUGAAGAUCGAGCUGCAAAACUUGAAGCUAUCUCGAGUUCGGCUGAACACGGAGAGAUUUACCAGCGAGAACGAGGUGCUGCUGCUCGAGCCGGUAACGUUUACGCUGCUGAUGAAGCGCAAUCUGUCGACCGCCUGGUUCACUGCCAUACCAGACAUCGAUAUGUCGGGCAGAUUGAACAGGAUCAAUCUGCUGUUGAGCAAAGAGGACUACGCUACGAUUCUCAAGGUGCUGGAGCAGAAUCUGGGCGAGACGUUCGAGGACUCGAAACCCGUGCAGCAAGCCCUGCCUGCAUCUGGUCAAGUCAAGCCCGAAUGCGGUGAGCUCCAGCCGGCGUACAAAUAUGAGAUCGACGCGUCGCGAGAGGCACCAUCGGCGGAUGACGCGCAGGAGCGGCACGCUCACACGUCCGUCAAGUUCGAGUUCGUAAUGGACAGUCUGGUGAUCAAUCUCUUCACCGGCGGCUCCAAGUUGCUGCAGUCGCAAGCGUCGCCGCUGCAUCUGCCCGAGCAUGGAUUGGCGCGCUUCAGCCUCACGCACUUUGCCGUCAAGGGCCGCGUGUUCGCGGACGGUCUACUGGCCACGUCGAUCCUGCUGAUGAACUGCACGCUAGACGACACGCGACAGAGCCGAGAGGGCUCGCUGGUGCGGAUCAUGGAGAGGACCAGCAGCGCCACCGCGCCUGGAUUGUCAGGAGGGCCGAGCGAGGAUCAGCUCGACAAAGGACGACACGCCAAGUACGGCCAGGCCAGGAGUAUGCUGGACGUGACGGUGCGCCAGAGCCCGAACGACACGUUCGUCGACGUGCGAGUUUUCUCUUUCAGCAUCAUCGUAUCCCUCGAUUACCUUAUGAAGAUCAAGGAUUUCUUCGAUGCGGAUACCGCGCCGAACAAGACGGCCGUUGCUGCCUCCUCGAGGACCGAAUUGGUGAUGCCAAAGAAGAAAGCAGCGCAACAGCAGUCGGCGGCUGCUUCGACGGCCAAGAUGUUGACUGUAAAUCUGCACGUGGAAAAGCCGGAUAUUAUCCUACUCGAGGACAUGGACGACAUCAAUUCGAAUUGCAUAGUACUGAAUACAGAAUUGUUGCUCAAGGUACGCGUAAUGGGGGAGCACCAGGUGAUCGCGGGUUCCAUUAAAGACCUCUCGUUGCUGACGGGGAUAUACAAUCCUGCCAAGAGGGCCGACUGGAUCUAUCAGGUCUUGAGACCGUGCAGCAUCAGCGUAGCUGGCUCCACGCCAGAAGGCAAAGGGCUUCAUUUGGAGGUCUGUUGCACAGACGUACACGUCUCCGUUUCGCCAGGUGUAAUCGAGAUAUUGAACAAGGUCAUUCACACGGUAACGAGAAAGGAGGAGGAGGACAAGGAGAUUGUUAAGCCUGAGCCUAAUUACGAAGGAUUGUGGAUCGUCACUCCCUUUGAAGAGAAUAAUUAUUGGUUCUUGAAAACAGAAGUCGCGAUGGAAGCGCUCGAAGAGAUUACGUAUCCGGCCGACGCGGACGAGAUCGUGGCGGCCUACAAGCCCGAAUUGGCGAUCGUCUCGGCGCCGACGAUCUUGUUCACCCUGGAGGCGGGUGUCGGCAACAAAACUCUGCCCAUGUUGCUGCUUCACCUGGGUUUCCAAAGCAGUGUCAACGAUUGGAGCACAAAAUCCAUGAGCGUAGACUGCACAAUGUCGAUGAUCAUGGCGUAUUAUAACAGCCGCCUCGCGCUCUGGGAACCGCUGAUCGAGCCGAUAGAAAGCUCCGAUAACGGCAAACGCGCCUCGACGCCGUGGGAACUGAAAACGAAGAUCCAAUUUAACGACAUAACGCUAGACUCGAGAGGUGCUAGUGCGAUCAGCCCCAUCUCGGAGAGCGAACCCGAGGAGCUGCACCAGUCUACUAAGAUGUCCAUCGACGUUACGUCCUCUGAUAAUCUCGAGAUAACUGUGACCAAGACGUGUCUGGAUGUCCUCAAACAACUCGGACAUUCCUUUUCCUCGGCUAUGGAGGCCAGCGGCAAAGGGCCUACCAGGAAAAUGGCGCCGUACGUGCUCAAGAACGAGACCGGUCUGGCGAUAAUACUCGACCUCGAGCACAGCCUUUUCAAGAUUUUUGACGACGGAUCGACAACGCGAGACCACAAUGAUUCCUAUAUGGAGGUAAUCCUUGAAACUGGCGCGUCGAUAGAGCUCGCACCCAAGACGUCCAAGUUGGGUGACGCGCGUCUUCUCGAGCAGUUAAAAGUAGAGGCGGUGAAGGAUAGAGAAGACAAUAAAUUUUCCAUAUCUUUCAAAGGUAUUCAAGGCAAACUGGCGAUACCUGUGCUGAGGGCGGAUAGGAGAUUCUUCUCUCUGAAGCACCGGAAGGAAGGCUCCGAAGAAUGGGGUAUCAUAUCAGACAUCAUUGUGGAGGAGGGGAGCACGAUCGUUACUCUUCGAAGUGUACUUCAGGUCCACAAUCAUUUCGCGCAGCCUAUAUCUGUUUAUUACAUGACAAAACGUGGAAAUGAGGUGGAAUGUGUAGGUACAGUCGCACCGGGAGAGAAGCUCAACUUACCUCUAGAUGCCGUGUACACUCCGAUCAACAUUUAUUGGCUGUUUUUCAGUGUCGAUGGAUAUAUGGUAUCGGUCGAGCCAUUCCUCUGGAAGAACCUGCAGAAAACUGUUUCCAUGACGAAGCUAUUAAAGUGCGAGUCGCGAACCAAACGGGACGCCACAGAACCAUUUUACAUACAGGCUGUAGGAGAGAUCGAGCAGGUGUAUUUCGAGAAUACCACUCGAUACACUAUGGCUAGUACCGUUUACAACGUACACCUGUACCCAUCUGUGUACCUGAAGAAUUUCCUACCGAUCGACAUCAUUAUCUGCUUGCCUGGCACCGCUCAGGAGAGCUUACUCGAAGCAAGUGCCUCUCUGCAACUUCCUACGAUUGAUCCAGUCAAAUCAAAUAUAAUAAUCAAGCUGCCCAAUUACCUCGAAAAAGAUUGGUCGUGCAAAGGAGAGAUUGUGGCAAACCCACCGGAGUUUGCGGUAUGGUCGUUCGAGUCUUUCGAUAGCGUGCAAAAGGUGAUCCUGGAUCUCGGGAUGCACACGUCUUACAAGCACAGUUCGAUCGUCAUGGCCUUGUACUGUCCCUUCUGGAUGCUGAACAAGACUGGUUUAAUGCUGUCCUACAGAAAGUCAAGUAAGGGUGGCAAAGAGCACUCGAGUCCGAUCAAGAAAUUUGUUUCCGCUAUGAACCCCCAUCGGCAACGCGCACAGUACAGGAAGAGGAAAACGCGCGCGACUACGGACGAUUAUCUAAACGUCUUGUACCACCCGGAGCACUUUAAGGGACCUAUUCUGUUUUCGUUCCGCUCCAAAGCCUUCUUCGGCAAGAAGAAAGCCAUGAUCAGAGUGGAGGAUGGAGAGUGGUCUGACAAAUUCUCCAUCGACGUCGCAGGUAGCGAGGGUGUGGUAGCCUGCAAAUACAACGGAAUGAUAUAUCAGAUUGGGGUAAACAAUCAACUGACGUACAACUCGUUGACCAAGCAGAUUACGUUUACUCCCUACUACAUACUUAUCAACAAUGCAGAUUUCCUCAUAGAAUGCCAGGAGGGUGAUCGACCGGCCGAUCCGGCGGUUAAAGUGCCUCCUGGUGAAUGUGCGGCCUUGUGGCCCAGAACCGAGCACGAGAACAAGACAUUGAAAGCCAAAGUCGCAGGUCAGCCUGAGAAAACUGCGGCGUUUAUUUAUACCGACAGCCACACGACUCUGCUGAAAUUGGACAAUAAGUACGGAGGGAUCAAUGUAGAUGUACAAAUCAGCGAGGGCGGCGUUUACAUCUCCAUGUCGGCCUACAGUCCAGGCAACGCACCAGCUUUGAUCGUCAACCAUACGCCACAUGCCAUUAAUCUGUGGGAAAAAGGUUCGAUUAAUGUUAGGUCCGUGCAGUCGUAUAACAGAAUGUUUUAUACGUGGGAGAAUCCGGCAGGCCCGCGAAAACUGGUUUGGGAGGAUAACAACGGCAAGGACAUCGAAGACAAUCUUCGCAAGGAUAAUCUUGGAACCUUCCAGCUGCCGGAUGUAGACGAGAAACUAUUCUACGUCUCGUUCCUGGACGGUACUCAGCGAGUGCUGCUGUUCACUACAAAUCUAAAGAUCGCCGAGGAUUGUCAGCUGGCCGGUGACCUGGAAGUGAUAGAUCAGGAAAUCACGCUGAACAUCCAUGGUAUUGGAUUCUCUCUCGUGAACAAUAUUACCAAAUCCGAGUUGCUGUACAUGUGUAUUGCCAGCUCGGGAAUUAUAUGGGAGACGUGUAAAUCCCUUGGCGGUCGAUGGCGAGCGUUAAAUGCCAAGGAAGUCUAUGCAAUUGAGGAGGGAUAUCAACGGUACAUUAGGGAGUUGCAAAUCGGCAAAGAUGCCGACUAUCGGAUGAUGUUGGAGCCGAAACUAAUGGUGGAUUAUCUAAAUAUGGAGAUGCUGAGGCCGCAUCGUAGAUAUAUGCGACGUACAUUUCAGACUGGGCUUUGGCUACAAUACCGUACCUCGAUGCAUCAAGUACAGCUGCAUGCCAAGAUCAACAAGCUUCAGAUUGAUAAUCAGCUGUCGGAGUGCGUAUUUCCAGUUAUACUAGCUCCAGUGCCACCACCAAAGAGCGUCACGCAGAGUACAGUGAUGAAACCUUUUGCGGAGCUCAGCAUGGUCAAGCGCCUAUUGGAGCACAGCACCGUGCAGCAAUUCCGAUACUUUAAGGUUCUCGUGCAAGAGUUUCACAUCAAAGUGGACAUCGUUUUCAUAAAUGCAAUAAUGAGUCUGCUCGAGGCGAACGAGGUCAACGAUGCCGAGGAGAGCGCUUUAUUCCGCACGGACAUGAGACUCGUUAACGAACCGUUAAUGUACCACGUUAAUCUCAUCACCACGGCCGAGCAGAAGAACUUUUUCGAUCUGCUGCACUUUUCGCCUCUCAAGAUACACAUUAGUUUCUCAAUGACCGGAAGCGGAGGAGGACCAUCGGCGCUGCCGCAAGUACUUAAUGUGCUGCUGCAAGGAAUCGGCGUGACGCUGACGGAUAUUAACGAUAUUGUGUUCAAAUUGGCGUACUUUGAGAGAAACUAUGUAUUCAUGACGCACAAGCAGCUCGUUUCCGAGGCGAGUACUCAUUACGCGGGCCAGGCGAUCAAACAAGCGUAUGUACUUGUGUUGGGACUCGAUGUGAUCGGCAAUCCAUACGGGCUCGUGAUCGGCACCAUGAAGGGCAUCGAGGACUUGUUCUACGAACCCUUCCAAGGGGCUAUACAAGGUCCAGGGGAGUUCGCGGAGGGCCUGUUCCUCGGAGUGCGCAGCAUGUUGGGCCAUACUGUCGGUGGAAUGGCGGGCGCUGUCUCCAAGAUUACAGGAGCGAUGGGCAAGGGUAUAGCUGCUCUGACCUUCGACAAGGAUUAUCAACGAAAGAGGCAAGAACAGCUCAACAAGCAGCCCGCUAACUUACAAGAGGGUCUCGCACGAAGCGGAAAGGGUUUAGUUAUGGGUGUAGUCGAUGGUGUAACGGGUGUAGUAACGAAACCCAUAUCGGGCGCGAGGGAAGAAGGUGUAGAAGGGUUCUUCAAGGGAUUUGGAAAGGGUGUUGUUGGACUGGUUACCAGGCCUACGGCUGGUGUUAUCGACUUUGCAAGUGGUUCCUUUGGAGCUGUCAGACGAGCCACCGAGCUGAGUGAGGAAGCAAGGAGAGUACGAUCGCCUAGAUUUCUCCAACCGGACAGUCUUGUUAGACCCUACAUAAAGGAUGAAGCCGAAGGCAACAAGAUAUUGAUGGAAUUGGAAAAGGGGAAAUAUGCGCACACGGAUGUUUAUGUCUACCAUGUAUUCAUUAACAAAGACGUGCUAUUACUCACUGACAAAAGAUUGUCGUACGUCGAACACAGUGACUUGUUUGGUGGUUGGCGGGUUGACUGGAGUUACACUUGGAACGAAUUGAGCGAAGCAAGAGUCGUAGAGAAAGGUGUACAGAUUGUUCUUAAAGACACUAAUAAGAGAAAGAAACUCAGUGGUCUAUUCGGCAGUGCAGACCAGGCAAAGAUACUCUUAAUAACGGAUCAUAAUGUUAAACAACUGUUGUGCGGUAAAAUACAGGAGCAGGUUAAUCAAUCCGGAAUAUAACACAGCAACUCACAAACACGAGAAAACGUGCUCGAACGCUUUCGAGCUAUAUAGGAAAAGUAAAAAGGCAAAAGAAAGAGCAAGCAAGCUUCAUUUCCGAGCGAACACUGCGAGCGAGUUUGCACAAUUUCUAUGCACAUUUUCUACAGACACUGUUUAUAAGACUGAUACCGUGUAAUCGCAACAAUCAGAUAAACGCUAGUUAAUGUAUCAAGUAGCGAAAGAAACCGUGUGGAAGAGUGUAUAUACGGGAUCUUUUUCAUACACUUUAUUAUACAAAUGUUCAGAGCUCGUUCGCGGUAUCGGUAUCAUUGCCGAACGAACAACGUUAGAUCGAUGCGAAGGAUGCGUCACAUUUGUCAAAUGAAGUCGAAAACGAAAUAUUAAUUACGUAACUUGAAUCGUUUAGUCGAGUAUAAGAGAGUUACCGUUUACUACGGUCAAACAAAGUUUAAGACGUAAAAGUAACCUGUUGUAAAGAAGUUGAAAUGAGACAAAAUGACAGAAAAGUGAAUCUCAUUUUGACAAACUGAAUUAAAACCGUACAGUAAAAUUACUCCUACGUACUUGUGUUGAAGUAUUAUGCAGAUUUUUUAAGAAAAUCCGGUGAACCGGUAUUGUUUUGUAUUUAUAGAAAGUUAAUUUUACACAUCACUAACAUGCCGUAUUGUUAAUUACAUCGUAACGCGAGCGUCAUCACUCAGGUGAUAUAUAUAUAUAUAUAAAUUAAUUAAGUAACGCGCUUAAUUAUCUUUCUGCUGAUGGUAUCCGGUGAAAAUAUUAAAUAGGAUUUACCACGAAUGCCAUUGACGCAAUCGAUUAGAUGCAUUGUUAAGACGUAAUAAAUUUUAUUACUGAGCUUGAACGCCUAAAUGAUUGUGCAUCGGUGAUAUUUCUACCUCGUUUUAUUCUUUUUAAUACUAGUUAAUAAUUAGAAGUGUAACAAAACUUAAGUUAUAUAAUAAUUAACGUAAUCGAUCUUUGUAACUAAUUUGAUUUCGCUCGAUUCCGCGAAAAGUUUUAAUUGAAACCAAAGAUUUCACCCGUGCGACGACGCAAUUGUUACUUGUAUGUGUAUAGUGUACACACUGUGCUUAUUACGUAUUGAAUUAAUUGAACUGUACAUAGAGUUCUAUUGCAGCACUUGGACAAUAAACUUACAUUACAAC